Molecule: messenger RNA, 450 nt
Organism: Staurois parvus
Lineage: Eukaryota; Metazoa; Chordata; Amphibia; Anura; Ranidae
Source: the annotation of a GenBank genome assembly
AUGGAAGAGAGCUGGUUUGUAACUCCACCUCCCUGCUUCACUGCUGGAGAGUUGACCACUAAUGAGGUGGAGACCAGCCCUAUGGAGAACCUUCUUAUUGAACACCCAAGCAUGUCUGUUUAUGCUGUUCACAAUCUUUCCAACAAGCAGGCAGAUACAUGUGAUUCAGAGUUUGAUACUUCUAACAGUUUAAGGUUGGAUGCAGAACUUACAAAUAUGGGCCGCCAUGUCCAUUGUUAUGUUGCUACUAUUGCAACUCGCACACGCUGUCUGGACCAGGCCAAGACAUUGCACUACACCAAGCUAUCAAAGCAGCAGUUGGAAAAAAAACCUCUUCUGAACCGGAAAAGCCUUAGACGGCAAAGCCUCAUUCGAGGUUGCCAUUCUCAUCAAAUCAAGCAUAGCGGUGUCCUUGUUCACCAGCCUUGUCAGCGUCGGUACAAUUAUUGA